CGACGUACUCUCCGACCAGAGACAUAGCGACCGUUUAGCUUCAAGCGCGCGCCACAGGGAAGCCUCACCCGGAAGCGGAAACCAGCUCGCCGGUGGCGCAGGCAGAAGAGAAGAAUGACUUCCGGUAGCCUGAAAGCUGCGGUCUUGGUGACAGUUGAGGAUGGCUGAGGCCGAGGGGCACGCUGGGCGGCAGUCGGAGCUAGAGCCUGUGGUGUCGUUGGUCGACGUACUUGAGGAGGACGAAGAAUUGGAGAACGAGGCGUGUGCAGUUCUGGGCGGCAGCGACUCCGAGAAGUGCUCCUACUCACAGGGCUCAGUAAAGAGACAAGCACUGUAUGCCUGUAGUACCUGCACUCCAGAGGGAGAAGAACCAGCAGGAAUUUGUCUGGCCUGCAGUUAUGAAUGUCAUGGAAGCCAUAAAUUAUUUGAGCUGUACACAAAAAGAAAUUUUCGUUGUGAUUGUGGAAACAGCAAGUUUAAAAAUUUGGAAUGCAAAUUAUUUCCUGACAAAGCAACGGUAAACUCUGGUAAUAAGUAUAAUGACAACUUUUUUGGAUUGUACUGCAUUUGUAAGAGACCUUAUCCUGAUCCUGAAGAUGAGGUUCCAGAUGAGAUGAUCCAGUGUAUAGUCUGUGAAGACUGGUUCCAUGGAAGACAUCUUGGUGCCGUUCCCCCUGAGAGCGGGGACUUCCAAGAAAUGGUGUGCCAGGCUUGUAUGAAACGUUGUUCUUUCUUGUGGGCUUAUGCUGCACAAUCGGCAGUGAUAAAAAUAUCUGCUGAAGAUGAUGGAUUAGUGCUGAAUGUUGACGGAAUAGAUGAUCAGGAAGUUAUCCAGUCUGAAAAUGGAGAGCAAGACAAUACCCUGAAAGAGGAUGUUCCGGAACAUGGGAAGAGUCCUGACAAGGAAGUGAAAGCAGAGCAGAACAGUGAGCCAUGUGCCAGCUCUAGUUCUGAAUCCAGGCUCCAGACGGCAUUUAAGAACCAAAACUUCAACACAGACUCACAAUCUGGCUGCAGACUUCAGGAGCUCAAAGCUAAGCAUUUUGUGAAGAAAGAUACUGCCACCUAUUGGCCCUUGAACUGGCGCAGCAAGUUAUGCACCUGCCAAGACUGCAUGAAAAUGUAUGGCGAUCUAGAUGUCCUGUUCCUGAUAGAUGAAUAUGACACAGUUCUGGCUUAUGAGAACAAGGGCAAGAUUGACCAGGCAGCUGAGAAGCGGGACCCGCUGAUGGACACCCUGAACAGCAUGAACAGAGUCCAGCAAGUGGAGCUCAUUUGUGAGUACAAUGACCUGAAGACUGAACUUAAAGACUAUCUGAAGAGAUUUGCUGAUGAAGGCACGGUUGUUAAGAGAGAGGACAUUCAGCAGUUCUUUGAAGAAUUUCAGUCAAAAAAGAGAAGAAGAGUGGAUGGGAUGCAAUAUUACUGUAGCUAGAGUGAAGUAUGGAGCACUCUCAUUCAGACCAGUAAAAUGCCACUUACUGUUCCAGGAAUAAAAGGGGCAUGUGUCACACUUGGUCCCCUUUCUGUCCUCUGCAAGAGGCCUCCUCCUGCUCCAGCCUCCUUUCUUCCUCUUCACUACAGUAGCCACAGAAGUUACGUCGAUCUCAUAGCCAGCGCCCUCUUUAACUCAGCUAAAUGCGGCUCAUUCCCCAGACAUUAGCUCUCCAGCCCCAGGAUACCAGGGUUUUCUGCUUAGAAGUUUGAUUUAGUUUUGAGAAAGAAAGUUGGUUUCUUUUUAAAAGAUUUGUUCUUUAACUUCGGAAUGUUUGUCUUUCGCCACAGAGCUGUUGCCUUCCAGGGCCUCUGUUAGGGUCACAGAAGGUUCACUUCCUGUCCGCCUGAGCCUCUUUCUGUCCCCACCCGCGAUCGUGGUGCCUUGGGUCACAGCUUCCUCAGCCUGGCCUGCCCUCUGCCUCUCUGCUGCCUGAGGUUUGUCACGGCUUGUAAGGGUCUAGGAACAUGGAGUAUCUGAGACUGAUUGGUUGCUUUAUGACCCGGAGGUCUGUAGCAGACAGGCAGAUUGACAAAGCUGAGGAAGCAAAUCUUUGUUACAAAUCUUAACUAAAAGUGAAGUGUUCAUUCACAGUUCUAUUGGCACUCAAAUAGUAGAGUUUAGUACUGUAGCCUCACAGGGCUUCCUGGGAAAAGUCUGCCAGUACACUAGCCCCUUUUUGCUGCCUACAAAAUGACCGGGUAUCACCCCUGUGAAAUCUUGGUGGUUUACAAAGUCCUCUGGAUUUCCUUAUAUUAUCAGGGAUAUUCAUAAGCAUAUAUUUAAAAUGAACCUAUUUUGAUACUUUUCUGUUUUGAAGGUGUUGUUAGAACCCCGGUAAGUUAUUAUCUUUCCCCUUGAAUCUGUGCUGAAGACACAGUUCCUGACUUAGCUAUACUUGUAGUGAGCAGGGGCGCAGUGACUGCUUUGGAAGACACAGACUUGGUGGGAGACUCCAAGUAAGUCUCUGGGCUGCAUGCGUGACGAGUGUGUGUAUAUAAAUGUAAUGUCCACAGCCAUGUCUUGGUGACUGAGAUCUGAAGAGACUCGUGGAAUAUUGUAUAGAACCCCAUUUCUGAGGGAAAGUCCCUUCAGUUGAUAGGAAGUUUAUGGCCUCUUAGUCUGCCUAGAAAACGCCUGGUAAAUGUCGAGCCCUCAGAUCCUUCUGAUGGAACCCAGACUUUCCUGACAAUAGGUGACACUCUGAGGUGUCUCAGCAACAGCAUUUUAGGCUUUGGGGCCACACGUGUCUGUGCCCAGUAGCAGCCAUGUGCACGAGGGCCCACUCAUCUCUCGACAGGAUGAAUGGGAUCUCCAAAAAGUCAAGGCCUCAGAGAAAUGGUACAAGUCCUGCUUGUUGGUAUUCAGCCUCCUAAUUGCAGGUGUUCCUGAGGACCAGUGGGUGGGGCCAGCAGGUCCUUUGGCUGUGGGAGACCCUUGUGUGCCCCAAGCCAGCUUGUGGCGAGGGCUCAGUUAAAAAGCUCAGGUAUCUGCAGACAUGUCUUCCAGAUGUCCAAGGAUGUACUGAACUGCUGCAAAGUUGUGCUCUUGUGCUGCAUCCCCUCCUGAGUUUGUGUCUUCCCUAGUGUCCGACUUAAGUAUCCGAAAGUCACUUCCUUCCUGGACAGUUCAGGACCAGGUCUCUGGGGCAUCACAGCACAGUGCAGCACAAUUGUCCAACUGCCCCAGUGCUGAAGGGCUUGUUUCUGAAAGUACUGCUCCUUCUUUUACAUUAACCAGAAAACCUCUUUUUUUACCUGUUGUUCAUAACUAGUUUUCUUAUUGACUAUAUAUAGGACUGUCUCUUCUUACAGAGACUGAUUUUGGCCAACAUGUGGCAGUUGAUAAUUAAUGCAUGUUUUAUGCAAAAUUAAAAUAUGGGAUUAGUUGCUUUUAAGGAAUUCUGGCAUUGUAUGUGCAUUUUUGUAGAAAUUGUUACUGAACUUAUACUUACAUACUUAAUCAGGUUUCUGUAAAAUUUAAAUAAAACUGAUUGAAAGCCA
This is a messenger RNA of Cavia porcellus (domestic guinea pig), 3498 nucleotides long. RefSeq names its product ubiquitin protein ligase E3 component n-recognin 7 (gene Ubr7). Gene Ontology annotation, molecular function: ubiquitin protein ligase activity; zinc ion binding. The transcript is spliced from 12 exons. Lineage: Eukaryota; Metazoa; Chordata; Mammalia; Rodentia; Caviidae. The record is from RefSeq and is a predicted model, not a curated record. Gene Ontology annotation, cellular component: cytoplasm. Bases 161 to 1435 code for a protein of 424 amino acids.